ACAGAUUCGCUCCGAACAGACGCGUGGUGGACUGGCUCAAACGCGUAAAUAUAAGUUGUGCAGACAUCAUGCCACACUCGACCAGCAGUCCAAACAGUCAGAAUCGGCUCCCAAGCAAGAGCUCAGAGCGACCCCGAGGAGGUCGAAUCAAAUCUCGGCCCGUCGGCAGUGAUUCAGAUACGGGUAGUGAUGGGAUGCGCGAUUUUGUGGCCAAGCUGGGAAUGGCGGAGGACAUUGAAGUAGAGCGGCAGUUCCGCGAAGCCAAUAAGGGCAAGGCCAAGCAAAAAUCAUUCCAACCCACGCGUAGAACAAUCGACGAGGAUGAUGAGGUUGAGAAACCGGAUCAAGAGGCCUUGAAGGCCCGCAAAUGGCGUCCCAUGAAUGGACGACCUCCGGAGCAUAUGACUGCCUCCGUGGCUGCCCAGCAAAAGAAGUACAACCCGUUGAUCAAAAUGCUUGGCAUCAAAAUCAAAAUCAUUCGAUCCGAUGAUGAGGACGAUUCUAGUUCCACGGGCCACGACAAUAUCCUCUCUCGUUCUACUUCAUUUGGUUCGCGCUCACGUCCCGGAUCAGACAAGAAAACUGCGUCUUCCAUUCGUGAAAGGUUAUCUCCGGACCUACAAGCGUUGGAGUCGCAGGAUGUAUCCCGCGCACGCGAUGAACUGUCUACAACUGAGUCUGACACCCCAAAUCUCAAGAAAACUAAUCAAGCGUCGUGCGUUUCUUCUCAACCACAAGAAUUGCAAGUUCGUCAGGAGGCUUCAACUACUGAGGAUGAAGAUGAACCUCCCAAAGCGCCUCUUGCGAGGGAGCCCAAGGAGGGAAAAGAUACCGAGAGAAAUGCACGUUCAUCAUCAGGUACACCUCCGCCACAAGAAUCGGAAGUUGUUCAUGAGCUUUCAACUACUGCAAGUGAAGAUGAGCCUCCAAAAGCGCCGCCUCCGAUGGAAUCUGAGGGAAAAAUAGAUACCAAAACAGAUACUCUUCCGCCACAAGAAUCGAGAUUUGUUCAUGAGCUUUCAACUACUGAGACUGAGGAUGAACCUCCAAAAGAGCUUCCUCCGGCAGAAUCACAGCGAAAGACAAAUCCACAGGGAAAUACUUCAUUGCCGCAAGAAUCGGAACCAGCUCACCAGCUUUCAACCACUGAGAGCGAAGAUGAACCUCCAAAGAAACCCCAUGUGAAUGACUCUGAGGCCCAUAGGUUGCCGGAGGCCAAUAAAAACAACCGGACAAAAUCUGAUAGUCGUAGCUCGACAAAUGCUCCCUCGGUUGAUCCAACAACACAAGCAGACGAGAAUCCUAGUGAACAAUCCAUUUCAUCAAUACGCCCAGACUCAGACUCUAUCCCUUCAAACGUCCCCGACAAACGACCUCCUGGCGACUUGCUCCCCACGACUUCUCCCAACCAUCACACUCACAAGGUGACAUACCCCCGCAUUCAGGUAGAGGCGCGACCAAAUCUCGAGAUAUCCUGUGAAGCUCAAGACGCAAUAGGCCCACUCCCCUUGAGCAAAACUGUCCAACUUACGGCAAGCAUCAAUAAAUUCUUAAAACCUUACCAACGCGAUGGGGUCAAGUUCUUUUUCGAGCACUUCCAGCAGAAGAAUGGGGUGAUACUGGGAGACGACAUGGGUUUGGGCAAGACGAUUCAAGUCAUCGCUUUCCUUUCGGCAAUCAUGGGACUCCAAGGCACACCUGAUGAAAAAAAUCGACGGAAAAAUGCGAUAAACAAACUAUCAAGUAAUCGUUCUUACAAACCCAGCGAGCUGGGUCCUACUUGUCUAGUAAUUUGUCCCAACAGUGUCAUCGAUAACUGGGCAAGGGAGAUCAAGACGUGGGGGUACUUUGAGGCAAGGGCUGAAACUAUCGCAAGGUUCAAUGCAGGAGCAUUCGAUAUUCUUAUCUGUGGGUUCACAUAUGCUAGAGAUCACAUUGAUGAAAUAUACGACUUGGAUUUUACAGUAGUAGUGGUGGAUGAAGUGCAGCACCUCAAGAAUGCUAGAUCUGCCGUCACACGAGCAUUCCACAAGUUCAAGACCAAGAUUCGCUUUGGGUUGACGGGUACCGCGAUGCAAAACGAACUAUCUGAGCUCCACAGUCUUUUCGAUUGGGUCCGGCCUGGCGCUCUGGGAACUUUGCGGAUGUGGGAGGCAUUUGUUUCGAACCCCCUGCUGCAAGCACGCAAGUCGAACGCAUCUGUUUACGAAAUGCAAUUGGGUGCAGACCAAGUCUAA
This is a messenger RNA of Puccinia graminis f. sp. tritici CRL 75-36-700-3, 2237 nucleotides long. RefSeq lists its product as uncharacterized. NCBI's taxonomy places the organism in Eukaryota, Fungi, Basidiomycota, Pucciniomycetes, Pucciniales, Pucciniaceae. Bases 69 to 2237 code for a protein of 722 amino acids. The transcript has 16 exons. The record is from RefSeq and is a predicted model, not a curated record. Gene Ontology annotation, molecular function: ATP-dependent chromatin remodeler activity; ATP binding.